AUGUCGUCGAACCAAAGUUUAUACCGAAUAGACACGGGUGACACAAACGAGCUUGCAGGUCGGCAGCAGGAGGAGGGCCCAGGGGUGACUCAGGAAAGCAAAACAUCCCUUGUGCUACCUGCAGACAAUGAAGAUGUGUCAGAUCACAUUUCAGCUCCUACUAGUAGCUCUGAAUUGAGUAAACCAGAGCAAAAACUUACAGCUGAAAGUGUGGAGGACACACUGCAGCCACAAGAACAGGAAGUUGACCAAGUGUGUUUCUACGUAGCUCUUGAUGAAAUUCCUGAAGAAUUUGUGUCAGAUUUUACUGUGUAUUUUAUGAGAGACUGCAAAGAAAGAGUUCCUGAACCUAAUGACCUGACUGAAGCUAAUGAGGUUCUUCCUAAAGUGAUAAAGUUUGGUGCUCUGACUGAUGAUGCUCUUUGUAUGUUGAAGAAUGCCAUUCCACAGCAGGCUGAGGAAACUGCCUUUCCUCCUGACAAUGAAAACAUGGAUGCUGAGGAAAGGAAUUUACCUCAAUCUGAGCUUGCAGAAGGGAAAGAACAGCCUGUAGAACACAGGGAUGAGAUUCCAACAAACACAGAAGAAUUCUUAAGUGUAUCUCAGGACACUACACAACAAAUUGAAAGUGAGUAUAUUGAACUCAAUAUGCCAACUGUAAAUAUAGAUGGAGAAGUGACUGUUCUUGCCACAGUUCCAGAAGUGGUUGAAGCUCUGGAAAGUUAUGCAGUGAACUGGCAGAAAUUAAUAUCCACAGCUCUAGGGGAAGAACUGAAAAAAGUUCCACAGGAUAGUAGUCCUUUUGCAGAAGUUGGCUUCUGGCGUGAAAAAUAUGAUGACUUAAGUGCUCUUAUUGAAAAGACCAAGCUUCCAGAAGUGCAAAAAGUCUUGGAAAUAUUACAGGAAGCUAAAUCUGAGCAUAUUGGAGAUUUACAAAGAGUCUUAAGUGACCUCAGAAAGCAUCAAGUGGAAGCUCUAGAUAAUGUUAAGUUGCUUUCAACUCUGGAAUGCUAUUUGAAGAAAAUAGCAUAUGGCACUGGGUUUGAUGUUGCCUUGGAUACAAUUCCUUUACUGAUGAAUGCCCUGAAAGUGCUAUGGAUUAUCUCACACCAUUAUGGCAAGGAUGAAUGGAUGGCACCCCUCAUGGAAAAAAUAGCAAGGGAAAUUUCAAUGAGAGUCUACAAAGAUGUGGAUACGCACACACUGUUUAAAGAAGACAGAGCUGCUGCAAAACAGAAAAUGGCAGAAGCCAAAAGCACUCUUGAACAAUGGAAGAAAAGCUAUUUUGCUGUUCGUGCCCAAAUUGAAGAAUCAGCAUGUGGGAGGCACUGGGAAUUUGACCAAAAAUGUUUAUUUGAAAAAACAGAUUAUAUGACUUCAGUCUGUCAAGAUCUAUAUGAUGUUUUGCAGGUCAUUGAAGAGUUUCACAAUAUAUUUAUUCCUCAACUGAGAAUUGUCACAGAGGAUCUGAAGCAUAUUGAUGAUCUAGUGAGACAAGUAAAUGAACUGACUAGUCCUUUGGAAGAACUGACAUUUGACCUUUUUAGCAUUGAAAAGACACGUGACUGGAAAUUAAUUAUGGAAGAAUUUGGAAAAGAAGUUUCAGUUAUUGAAGAAGAGACAAAAAACUUAAUUGAUGAAUCUUUUAAGAGCCUUCGAUCAGCAGAAGCUGCAUUUGACAUGCUCUUAAAAUUCAAACACAUCUACUGUCGUGAAGCAAUUAAACAGCAGAUGAUGAUGAAGUUCAUUGAUGUUUUGGACCAAUACUGUAAAGAGGUUAAAACUGUUAAGAAAAUCUUUGCUCAGAAAUUCAAGGAUCCACCUUUGUGCAAGAAUCAUCCUCCAGUGGCUGGAGCAAUAUACUGGUCCCGAUCCCUUUUCCAUGGGAUCAAACACACUAUUGCUCGAUUUCAGGAAGUAGAGGAGUUGCUUGGCAGUGAACGUGGAAAGGAGGUAAAACAAAUGUAUCUUCAAGUGGCCAAGAGGAUGAAAGAGUAUGAAAGUGAAAAAUACAGUCAGUGGAGAAUGGAGACAGAGCACAUCCUCCCACAGUUACUCAGAGAUACUCUGCUGACUGUCAUCACUGGGGAGGCUGCAACCCAUGUUAAUCCAGAGACUUCUGAGCAGAGCUCUGCAACAGAGGAUCCUGCCACCACUAAGAGCAGCAUCCACUUCAUUGUGAAUUUUUCUCCCAGACUCCAAGAGCUUAUAAUUGAAACCAAGUACAUGGAACAACUAGGGCUGCCAGUCCCAGAAAUGGCAAAAUAUGUGGCAUUACAGGAGGACAAAUACCUUAGAUAUAAAAAUAGAUUGGAACACAUGCUGGAUCAGUAUCACAGAUUAUUGGGAACACUGAAUGAAGCAGAAACCAAACUUCUUUAUGACUAUAUUCAAGAACUCUGGAGCGUAUUCAAAUCAGGGCACAGAAGAGUCACAUGGAACUCUGCAGGUGUGGAUGAGUUUAUUUUCCGGAGUUCCCAGGCCAUCAAGGAGUUUGAAUCACUUGUCCAUCAGAUUCAUAAUCACUCUGAAGACAUAAGCAACAAACUUCUGUUCAUAGAAUCAACAAAUCUCUUUAAGUUUCCACUGUCAAAAAAUGGUGAUAAACUUCCUGAAGCAAAAGAAUUUUUUGAGUAUGUGAAGUGUGAGAGAGCGAAAGAUGUGGCACACAUGGUUAGGAAGUACACUGCCAUUCCACAGUUGCUCAUGGAAGUGGAAAACCAAGUUGCCAAUACAAAAAGUGGCAAAUCUCCAAAAUUAACUUCCUAUUUUGCCUACUGGGAAAACAGGAUUUAUCAGGUGUUGACACAGUUAAUUUUGAAGAAUUUGCAGGCUUUUAAUGCAGCUGUUCUUGCAAAUGUGCCACUGCUCCAAGCAGAAGCUCUUUUAUCUGCUCAUGAGAUAAUCUUGCAACCUAGUGCCAGUGAGAUUGACAAAAUGGCUGCACAAUGUGUUCAAGACUGUGUUGAGGUCACCAAGCAUUUUGUACGGUGGAUGCAUGGUACAUGUAUUGAGUGCCCUCCUCAGCCUGUAAACGAAGAUGAAGUUACCACUUUCAGCUUUUACAGUGACAUUUCCCAGAACCCUCUGGUGGUUGAACAGGCUGUUCUCAUCACUCAGAAUGUCCACAAACCCCUGGCUUCUCUCAGCAAGUAUUUGAACCAAUGGAAGAGGUAUGAGAGGCUGUGGAAAUCAGACAAAGACAAAGUAAUGGAAAAGUUAGCUGCAGAAAAGGCUGCUUGUGUCACCUUUGAUGAUGAGUUGCAGUUCUAUUCAAAGGUAGCUGAAGAAGUGGCUCAACAGCCUUUGAUUAAAGAUGAGCAGUUUAUCAGGCUUCAGCUGGCUCCUUUAGCCUGCACACUGCAGGAACAUGCUAGAGUCUGGAUGUCUUCACUUGGGAAGUUGCUUAAUAAGUCUGCAAGAGAGGAACUCCUCAGUCUUGAGGAGAAGAUUCAGAGCUUAUCACAGAGUCUUAAGAUAUGUCCGGAUUCCCUGGAUGAUCUGAGAAUUGUCCUUGGCACAAUUGCACAGAUCAGGCUCAUGUCCUUCGAUGUGGAACUGAAAUACUUAGACAUAUGGGAGAGAUACCAAACUCUUACAAUGUAUAAUAUUUCAGUAGAUGAAGAGGAGCAAGAGAUGGCCAACAAGAUUAAGGAGAAGUGGGAGGCUCUCUUCUUUGAAGCAUCAGAAGUUAAUCACAACCUUGGAGGCAUAAAAACAACAUUUGCAAAGGUUACACAGCAACAGGUUGAGGACUACCACAAAGAGACAGAAAAUUUCUUCCAAAAAUUCAUGACCGAAGGGCCUGGUGCUGUUGGAGAAAAUCUUGAUAAAGGAUUGGAACUGUUGGCCAUUUUUGAGAAAGAACUGGAACGCCUGGAACGAAAUAAGCAGGAACUGGGCAGUGUUGAGAAACUUUUAGACAUGCCAGUUACAGCAUACUCUGACUUACUGCAAGCACAGAAACAUAUGAGAGGUCUAAAGCAGAUCUAUGAAAUUUAUGAAUUACAAAAGGCAGCUAAGAAGGAAUGGUCUCAGACACUCUGGAUAGACCUCAAUGUCCAGGUUCUUCAGGAAGGAAUUGAAAGAUUCCUUAAAGCCUUUCGAAAGCUGCCCAGAGACGUUCGCAGCCUGCCCGUGGCCUUCCACCUGGAAAAGAAAAUGAAGGCUUUUCGAGACUCCAUCCCUUUGUUGCUUGAUUUGAAAAAUGAAGCUUUAAGAGAAAGGCAUUGGCAAGAUCUCAUGGAGAGAACAGGAACAAGUUUUGAAAUGAAAACAGAAACAUUCACUUUGGAGAAUCUAUUUGCUAUGGAACUUCACAGAUACUCAGAUGUUCUUGCAGAAAUAGUUGGAAGUGCUGUUAAGGAACUUAGCAUUGAGAAGGGUGUAAAGGAAAUAACAGAAACGUGGGAACACCUGAAAUUCACUGUACAGAUGUACUUCAAAGGCACUGAGCAGAGAGGCUUUAUUCUGGCGUCUGUAGAUGAAAUUUCAGAGAUUCUUGAUGACAACAAUGUCAAUCUUCAGAGUAUCUUGAGCAGUCGAUUUGUGGGUCCUUUCCUUUCCACUGUUCACCGCUGGGAAAAAACUCUGUCAUUGAUUGGUGAAGUAAUUGAGAUCUGGAUGGUGGUUCAGAGAAAAUGGAUGUACCUGGAGAGCAUCUUUAUUGGUGGAGAUAUCAGAUCACAACUUGAAGAGGAAGCCAAAGUAUUUGACAGCGUAGACAGUUUGUUUAAAAAGAUAAUGGAAGAAACUGUAAAAGAUCCAACGGUAAAAAACUGCUGUGAAGCCCCAAAUCGUCUCUCAGACCUCCAUCAUAUAAGUGCUGUGCUGGAGAAAUGUCAGAAAAGCUUGAAUGAUUAUUUGGAUUCCAAACGAAAUGCUUUCCCAAGGUUUUUCUUUAUAUCUGAUGAUGAGUUGCUUAGUAUCCUUGGCAGCAGUAGCCCACUCUGUGUCCAGGAACACAUGAUAAAGAUGUAUGAUAAUGUAGCCUCCCUGAGGUUUCAUGAUGCUGAAAAUGAUAAGAUGAUGGCAACAGCCAUGAUUUCAGCGGAGGGGGAGGUGAUGGAGUUCAGGAAGGCUGUAGCUGCAGAAGGCAGAGUGGAGACUUGGAUGACAGCAGUGCUGGAGGAAAUGAGAAGAACGAACAAACGUCUCACCAAGGAAGCGAUUUUUCGAUACUGCGAAGACAGAAGCAGAGUUGAUUGGAUGUUACUGUUCCAAGGCAUGAUGGUGCUGGCUGCUAACCAGGUGUGGUGGACUUGGCAGGUAGAGGAUGUCUUCCAGAAAGUGAAGAAGGGAGAAAAACAGGCAAUGAAACUUUAUGCUAAAAAGAUGCAUCAGCAGAUUGCUGAGCUGGUUACCCGCAUUACAAAGCCUCUGAGCAGCAACGACAGGAAGAAAUACAACACGGUUCUCAUCAUCGACGUUCACGCCAGAGACAUUGUCGAUGCGUUUGUCAGAGACGGCAUCCUGCAGGCUCAGGAGUUUGAGUGGGAAAGCCAGCUGCGCUUCUACUGGGAGCGGGAGCCGGAUGAUCUGUGCGUGCGGCAGUGCACGGGCUCCUUCUCCUAUGGCUACGAGUACAUGGGCUUGAACGGGCGCCUGGUCAUCACCCCUCUUACAGACCGCAUCUAUCUCACACUCACACAGGCUUUAUCGAUGUAUUUGGGAGGAGCACCAGCAGGGCCAGCAGGUACAGGGAAAACAGAAACAACCAAGGAUCUGGCCAAAGCGCUGGGCUUGCUGUGUGUAGUGACAAACUGUGGAGAAGGCAUGGAUUUCAAAGCAGUUGGUAAAAUUUUGUCUGGUCUUGCCCAGUGUGGAGCAUGGGGAUGCUUUGAUGAAUUCAAUCGUAUUGAUGCUUCUGUGCUUUCAGUCAUUUCUUCUCAGAUUCAGACUAUUCGAAAUGCUUUAAUGAAUCAGUUGGAAAGAUUUCAGUUUGAAGGGCAGGAAAUUACCCUUGACAGCCGAAUGGGCAUUUUUAUUACAAUGAAUCCUGGUUAUGCUGGUCGGACUGAGCUCCCUGAGUCUGUAAAAGCUUUGUUCAGGCCUGUGGUUGUUAUUGUACCAGAUCUUCAGCAAAUCUGUGAAAUCAUGCUCUUUUCUGAAGGGUUCCUUACAGCAAAGAUCCUUGCCAAAAAGAUGACAGUGCUGUACAAGCUGGCAAGGGAACAACUUUCUAAACAGCAUCAUUAUGAUUUUGGACUGCGGGCCCUUAAAUCUGUGUUAGUGAUGGCUGGAGAACUGAAAAGAGGAUCAGCAGACCUCAGUGAGGAACUUGUACUGAUGAGAGCUCUACGAGAUAUGAAUCUUCCUAAACUUGUGUUUGAAGAUGUACCUCUCUUCCUUGGCUUAAUCUCAGACCUGUUUCCUGGCCUGGAUUGCCCUCGAGUCCGCUACCCUGACUUUAAUGAUGCUGUAGAACACGUGCUGAAAGAAGGGGGUUAUGUUGUUUUACCAGUCCAGGUGGAUAAAGUAGUUCAGAUGUAUGAGACAAUGUUGACUCGUCACACUACAAUGAUAGUUGGACCUACUGGAGGUGGCAAGUCAGUCGUCAUUAAUGCUUUGUGCCAGGCACAGAAAAAGCUGGGAUUAUUUACAAAGCUUUACACACUGAACCCUAAAGCUAUGAGUGUGAUUGAGCUGUAUGGGAUCCUUGACCCUGCCACACGAGACUGGAAAGAUGGAGUCCUGUCAAACAUUUUUCGGGAAAUCAACAGGCCUACUGACAGGAAGGAGCGAAGGUACAUCCUUUUUGAUGGAGAUGUGGAUGCUCUCUGGGUUGAAAACAUGAAUUCUGUCAUGGACGACAACAAGUUAUUGACCCUGGCAAAUGGGGAGAGAAUUAGACUUCAGUCACACUGUGCUUUAUUGUUUGAGGUUGGUGACUUACAGUAUGCAUCUCCUGCCACGGUAUCCCGCUGUGGAAUGGUGUUUGUAGAUCCUAAAAAUCUGAGAUAUACACCCUACUGGCAAAAGUGGAUCCAAAGCAGAGAAAAUGAGCAAGAGAGAAUUGAGUUGGAUCGUCUCUAUCAAAAGUACGUGCCUUAUCUUAUCGAUUUGAUUGUAGAGGGAAUUGUGGAUGGCAACCAGGGAGCAAGGCUGAAGACCAUUGUUCCUCAGACAGAUUUAAAUAUGGUGGUGCAGUUGACUGUGAUGCUGGAAGCUCUGCUUGUGGCACGGUCUCAUGAUCCCGAUGUUCUGGAGUGUUUUUUCUUGGAGGCUUUGUAUUUCUCCUUAGGUGCUUCUCUUCUUGAUGCUGAGAGAAUUAAAUUUGAUGAACAUGUUAAACGUAUUUCCUGCAUGUCUACUGUUCAUGAUGAUAACAUCCUGGCUAAGCCAGGAGAGCUGCCAGGUCAGCUACCAACUUUAUAUGACUUUCAUUUUGAUGGAUUAAAAAAAAAGUGGGUACCUUGGAUGAAACUUGUUCCUGAAUAUGUUCAUAAUCCUCAAAUGAAAUUUCUUGACAUCCUAGUGCCUACAGUGGAUACAACACGUUCUACUUGGUUAUUAGAACAGAUGGUAAAAAAGAAACACGCAGUUCUUUUUGUAGGUGAAUCGGGUACAUCUAAAACAGCAACUACACUAAACUUCCUGAACAAUCUGAACAAAGACCUUCAUCUGCUGCUGGUCAUUAACUUCUCUUCUCGUACAACAUCCAUGGACAUUCAGAGAAACCUGGAGACAAAUGUAGAGAAACGAACUAAGGACACUUAUGGGCCUCCUAUGGGAAAGCGUCUCAUUGUGUUCAUGGAUGACAUGAAUAUGCCAAAGGUUGAUGAGUAUGGCACACAGCAGCCCAUUGCCUUGUUGAAGCUGCUGCUGGAAAAAGGUUUCAUGUACGACCGUAUCAAGGAGAUGAACUGUAAACUUUUUCGAGACCUGGGUUUUGUUGCUGCCAUGGGGAAGGCUGGAGGAGGUCGGAAUGAAGUUGACCCUCGAUUCAUCUCGCUCUUCAGUGUUUUUAACAUACCUUUUCCUUCUGAACAAUCCCUGAAUCUGAUCUAUGCCUCCAUCCUGAAAGGCCACACCACGGUGUUCAAUGACUCUAUAUCAGCCAUCUAUGAAAAGAUUACUGUGUGUACUUUGGAGCUUUAUAAACGAAUUAUUCGUGACCUGCCCCCUACUCUUUCCAAAUUCCAUUACAUUUUUAACCUGCGAGAUCUUUCCAGGGUCUAUAAUGGACUUAUUCUUACAACUCCAGAGAGGUUUCAAACAGUGACCCAGAUGGUGAGAGUCUGGAGAAAUGAGUGCCUGAGGGUUUUCCAUGACAGGCUGAUUGAUGAAGUAGACAAAGCUUUGGUACAAGGCCAUAUCAAAAACCUGAUUGAAGAGAAUUUCAGCUAUGACUUGGAGGAGGCCAUGAGGGAUCCUAUCCUUUUUGGAGAUUUCAGGAUGGCACUGAAUGAAGGAGAACCUCGUCUCUAUGAAGACAUCCAAGACUAUGACGCAGCAAAAGCUGUCUUUCAGGAGAUUUUGGAGGAAUAUAAUGAAGUUAAUAUCAAAAUGAAUCUGGUGCUUUUUGAUGAUGCUUUGGAGCACUUAAUCCAUGUACAUCGCAUCAUACGGAUGGAUCGUGGCCAUGCCCUGCUCAUAGGAGUGGGAGGCUCAGGAAAACAGUCUCUAGCCAGACUGGCUGCCUAUACAGCUGGAUGUGAGAUAUUUGAGAUCAUCUUGAGUCGAGGAUAUGGAGAAAGCAAUUUCCGAGACGAUUUGAAAAAUUUGUACCAGAAGCUGGGACUUGAGAACAAGUCAAUGGUCUUCUUGUUUACAGAUGCCCAUGUAGCAGAAGAGAGUUUCUUGGAACUCAUCAACAACAUGUUAACUUCAGGGAUGGUGCCAGCCCUUUUUGCAGAUGAUGAAAAAGACUCCAUACUGACUCAGAUUGGAGAGGAAGCUAAUAAGGCUGGUGUGAACCCAGCUAAAGAGAGUGUCUGGCAAUAUUUUCUAAGCAAAUGUGCAAGCAACCUACACAUUGUCCUGGGAAUGUCCCCAGUUGGGGACAGUCUGAGAACGUGGUGCAGAAAUUUCCCAGGUCUUGUCAACAACACUGGUAUUGACUGGUUCAUGCCCUGGCCCCCCCAGGCCUUGUAUGCAGUUGCACAAUCCUUUGUUGGGAAUAACAAACGCAUCCCAUCAGAAAGAUCCAAGUCAGUGGUUGAGCACAUGGUCAUGGUGCAUGAGUCUGUGGGUGAUUUCAGCAAGAGGUUUAUGCAGAAACUGAGACGUAGGAACCAUGUCACCCCAAAGAAUUACCUCGAUUUUAUCAAUAAUUAUCAAAAAUUGCUGGAGGAGAAAAAUCAGUACAUUUUAGCACAAUGUAAACGGCUGGAUGGGGGCUUGGUUAAACUGAAGGAAGCCAGUAUACAGCUGGUUGAGCUCAACAAGAAACUUGCUGAGCAAAGGAUUGUGCUAGCAGAAAAAUCAGCUGCCUGUGAGGCUUUGUUAGCAGAGAUUUCAACAAACACACAAAUAGCUGAGGAGAAGAAAAAACUGGCUGAAGAAAAAGCUGUGGAGUUAGAGGAACAGAAUAAGCAUAUUGCUGUGGAGAAGGCAGCUGCUGAGGCAGCUUUGGCUGAAGUCAUGCCUAUUUUAGAAGCUGCCAAACUGGAGCUUCAGAAGCUUGACAAGUCUGAUGUUACUGAAAUCAGAUCCUUUGCAAAACCCCCUAAGCAGGUGCAGGGUGUUUUGGAUUGUGUUCUUAUAAUCAGAGGCUACAAAGAAAUAAACUGGAAGACAGCCAAAGCAAUGAUGUCUGAGGCCAAUUUCCUGCGGUCCCUGAUGGAGAUAGAUUUUGAUGGGAUUACUCAGAGCCAAGUGAAAUCUGUCCGAGGUUUGUUAAAGACCCUUAAUACUAGCUUCAAUGAAAUGGAACUUGUUAGCAGAGCAGGACUGGGAAUGUUAAAGUUUGUUGACGCAGUGAUGAGCUACUGUGAUGUAGUUAAAGACGUCAAGCCGAAGAGACUGAAGGUGGCUAGGCUGGAAAAGACCUAUUACACAAGCAAGCGGAUACUGGAAAAGCUAAAGGCAGAGUUGGCUGCCAUUCAGGAUGAGCUGAAAGCUUUGGGGGACAAAUACCAAGAGGCAAUAAGAGAAAAGCAGCAGUUACAAGAAGAGGCAGAGAUUAUGCAGAGAAGAUUAGAAGCUGCUGACAAGCUCAUCUUUGGCUUGAGAUCUGAGAACAAGAGGUGGACAGAGGAAUUAGAGGAGUUUGAAAUACGAAAGGUGGAGUUGCUUGGAGACUGUCUACUUUGUGCUGCCUUUCUGAGCUAUGAAGGAGCAUUCAACUGGGAUUUUCGAAAUGAAAUGAUCUAUCAAGUGUGGCAAGAGGACAUCCUCUCACGAAAGAUUCCUCUGGGUCAACCAUUCAAGUUGGAAAGCCUCCUGACUAAUGAGGUGGAGGUUAGCAGGUGGGUUUCCCAGGGAUUGCCUCCAGAUGAGCUCUCCAUCCAGAAUGGCAUCCUGACCAUGUAUGCGAGCCGCUUCCCGCUCUGCAUUGACCCACAGCAACAGGCUUUACACUGGAUUAAGAAGAAAGAAGAAAAAAAUAACCUGAAGAUGGCUUCCAUUUAUGACCCAGAUUUCCUUAAGCAACUAGAACUGGCCAUAAAGUAUGGAAGCCCUUUCUUGUUGCAUGGUGUCGACGAAUACAUUGAUCCCGUGAUAGACAAUGUCUUAGAGAAGAAUAUCAAGGUUGCACAGGGGAGAACAUUUGUUGUGCUGGGUGACAAAGAAAUCGACUAUGACAGUAAUUUUAGAUUGUACCUGAACACCAAGUUAGCAAACCCAAGGUAUUCUCCCUCUGUGUUUGGCAAAGCUAUGGUUAUCAAUUACACAGUUACACUGAAGGGCCUGGAGGAUCAAUUGCUCAGUGUCAUUACGGGGUUUGAAAGAAGGGAGUUGGAAGAACAGAGAGAACAGCUAAUUCAGGAGACAAGUGACAACAAAAACCUGCUGAAAGAUCUGGAAGACUCUCUCCUUCGGGAGCUGACAUCUUCCACAGGAAACAUGUUGGACAACUUGGACCUAGUGCAAACCCUGGAAGAGACAAAAUCCAAAGCUACAGAGGUGAUAGAAAAGCUGAAGCUGGCAGAGACGACGGCGAGGGAUAUCGAUCGCCUGCGAGAUGGCUACAGACCAGCUGCCAAGAGGGGGGCCAUUUUGUUCUCUGUUCUGUCUGAAAUGGCUCUUGUCAACACCAUGUAUCAGUACUCACUGGUUGCCUUCUUAGAGGUUUUUGGAUUCUCUCUUCGGAAAUCCAUGCCCAGUCCUAUUCUUCCAAAGAGGUUAAAAAACAUCAUGGAUACGCUGACCUUCAAUACCUACAACUAUGGCUGCACAGGUUUGUUUGAGAAGCACAAGUUACUAUUCUCCUUUAAUAUGACCAUCAGGAUAGAGCAAGCUGAUGACAGACUAACCCAAGAAGAACUCGAGUUCUUUUUGAAAGGCAAUAUUUCCCUGGAGAAGAGUGCACGAGAGAAACCCUAUGCUUGGCUUCCAGAUCAGGGCUGGGAAGACCUAAUUCGCUUGUCUGAAGUAUUUCCUGAGAAAUUUGAGUCUCUUCCAGAUGAUGUGGAAAAAAAUCCAGAUAUAUGGAAAAAUUGGUAUGAUGCAGAUGCUCUGGAGCAGCUGCCACUCCCCAUGCAGUACCAGGACAGUCUCAGCAGCUUUCAGAAGCUCCUACUUUUCCGGUGUUUCCGAGUGGACCGGCUGUAUCGGGCGGUGACUGACUAUGUCACUGUGACCAUGAGUGAGAAGUAUGUGCAGCCCCCUGUGAUCAGCUUCAAAGCCAUCUUUGAGCAGAGCACUCCUUCCUCACCAGUUGUUUUUAUCUUAAGUCCUGGCUCUGAUCCUGUCAGUGACCUCAUGAAACUGGCCGACAAGACAGGCUUUGGAGGAGACAGACUCAAAUUGCUGGCCAUGGGACAAGGCCAAGAGAAGAUUGCUUUGCAGAUGCUGGAGGACGCAGUGGUUCGUGGAGAGUGGCUCAUGUUGCAGAACUGUCACCUUUUGGUCAGGUGGCUUACUGAUCUGGAGAAGGCCCUGGAGAAGAUCACAGAGCCUCACCCAGACUUUCGGCUCUGGCUGACGACUGACCCGACCGAGGGCUUCCCGAUUGGAAUACUGCAGAAGUCCCUAAAGGUUGUGACAGAACCACCCAAUGGUCUGAAGCUGAAUAUGAGAGCCACCUACUUUAGAAUUCCCCAGGAAGCCUUACAGCAGUGCCCACAUCCUGCCUUCAAACCUUUAGUCUAUGUCUUGGCAUUUUUCCAUGCUGUGAUUCAGGAGAGAAGGAAGUUUGGAAAAAUUGGCUGGAAUGUUCCAUACGAUUUUAAUGAAUCUGAUUUCCAGGUCUGCAUGGAAAUUCUUAACACAUACUUGACAAAAGCUUUCGAACAGAAUGAUGAUGAAAUUCCCUGGAACAGUCUCAAGUAUCUUAUUGGUGAGGUCAUGUAUGGUGGGCGUGUGAUUGACAGCUUUGACCGGCGCAUUCUGACGGUCUAUGUGGAUGAGUACCUGGGGGACUUCUUAUUUGACACCUUCCAAACAUUUCAUUUUUAUAAAGACGACAAGGUUGAUUACAGAAUUCCACACGGGGCUGGAAAGGAUGCCUUUGUUGAGGCAAUCGAAGCCCUGCCCCUUGCCAACACCCCCGAGGUGCUGGGUCUUCAUGCCAAUGCGGAGAUCGGAUUUAACACCCAGGCCGUGCGCGAGAUGUGGGCUCAUCUCCUGGAGCUGCAGCCUCAAACAGGUGAAACUAGUACAGGCAUUAGUCGAGAUGAAUAUAUUGCAAACAUUGCUAAGGAUAUAGAAAACAAAAUUCCACCAGUAUUCAACCUGGACAAGAUCAAGAGGGGUUUAGGCCCAGAGAUCUCCCCCACCACGGUGGUGCUGCUGCAGGAACUGGAACGUUUUAAUAAGCUGCUCGUUCGAAUGGCAAAGUCACUGGCUGAACUGCAACGCGCCCUGUCUGGGGAAGUUGGGAUGAGCAGUGAACUGGAGGAUGUGGCUCGGGCGCUCUUUAACGCGCAGAUUCCCGGCAUCUGGCGGCGCCUCGCUCCUGACACGCUGAAAACACUUGGAAAUUGGAUUAUUUUCUUUAGAGCUCGGUAUAACCAGUACACCAGCUGGGUUGAGGACUGUGAGCCCAAAGUGCUGUGGCUCUCGGGCCUGCACAUCCCAGAAUCGUACCUGAUGGCUCUUGUUCAGGCCACCUGCAGGAAGAACAAGUGGCCCCUGGAUCACUCCACCCUCUACACAGAGGUCACUAAGUUCAGGAAUGCAGAAGACGUCACUGAAGAGUCUACUCAAGGCUGCUUUGUUUCUGGUCUGUACCUGGAAGGAGCAGACUGGGACACAGAGCGCAGCUGCCUCAUUAAGAGCAAGCCCGGGGUGCUGGUGGUGGAGCUGCCCAUUCUGAAGAUCAUCCCCAUCGAGGCACACAGGCUCAGGCUCCAGAACACCCUCCGGACACCUGUGUACACAACCUCCCAGAGAAGGAAUGCCAUGGGUGUUGGCCUCGUGUUUGAAGCUGAUCUUUACACUAAAAGGCACAUUUCCCAUUGGGUCCUUGGAGGUGUUUGUCUCACCUUGAACACAGACUGA
Messenger RNA from Chaetura pelagica (chimney swift), 13608 nucleotides. It is a transcript of the gene DNAH10, whose product is annotated as dynein, axonemal, heavy chain 10. NCBI's taxonomy places the organism in Eukaryota, Metazoa, Chordata, Aves, Apodiformes, Apodidae. Gene Ontology annotation, biological process: microtubule-based movement. Gene Ontology annotation, cellular component: dynein complex. Bases 1 to 13608 code for a protein of 4535 amino acids. The transcript has 79 exons. The record is from RefSeq and is a predicted model, not a curated record. Gene Ontology annotation, molecular function: minus-end-directed microtubule motor activity; ATP binding; dynein light intermediate chain binding.